UGGGGGAAGCACGCGACGAAAAGAUGAUGCCGGGGUCUCUUCUAACACCAGAAGGGCCCUGAUGAUGGCUGCGCGCAGCUUUCGGAGCCGGAUGCGCGAGGGCCCCGGAGGCCCGGCGGCCUGGCCGCCGGGCGGGCCCAGUUUGGGGACAAGGACGGGGCUGGCCAGGGAGGGGCUGGGCCUGGCGGGAAGGCAGCGCUGCCCCGGACUCGGCCCGCGCGGCCCUCCCAGGCCCCCGUGCCCUGGAUCCAGGCCCGUGCGUCCCGUCAGUCCCAGGCGCUGGGAGGCGUCAUCAGGAAAUCAUUGGGUUUACAUUAAUCGGAAUACUUGUUAAACGUUUACCCCUCACUUGCUGCCGGCUGCUUAGUGCAUUAGCUUAGAAAGCAGCAGAAAUUCUGCAGUUAAGAGCCCUGAUUUGUCCCGAGUUUGGAAAACCGGCCCCACCGCCUGCAGGGGCCCACCCACGUGGCUCUCACUGAUGGAGAAGAAGGGGAGACCUUUAAUGGCACUGGAAUCUUAGGGUUUGGUUUUUUUUUGUUUUGUUUUUUGUUUUUGUGUUUUCACUUGCAGGAAAACUUAAAAUCAAGUUCAGGCAGCCCCAUGCCAUCAUUAAUAUUACCAAGGUAGUUUAUGCCCAUCUGUAAAGACCAAAAGAAUAUUAAUAAUGACCUUCUGGCCGGGCGCGGUGGUUCACACCUGUAAUCCCAGCACUUUGGGAGGCCAAGGCGGGAGGAUCACUUGAGUUCAGGAGUUCGAGACCAGGCUGGUUAACAUGGUGAAACCCCAUCUCUACAUAAAAGACAAAAAUUAGCCAGGCAUGGUGGCGAGCGCCUGUAAUCCCAGCUACUCGGGAGGCUAAGGCUGGAGGAUUGCUUGAGCCCGGGAGGUGCAGGCUGCAGUGAGCUGAGAUUGUGUCAUUGCACUGCAGCCUGGGUGACAGAGUGAGACUGUUUCAAAAAAGAAUAAUAACGACUUUCUAAAAACAUCAGAGUAAUACAUGAACAGGAUUUAACAAUCAAAUGGCAAAGAAGGGUUUAUAUGAAAAGGAAUUUUCCUGCUUUAUCUUUUCCCAUUCCCAGCCUCUUUCCCUGAGGUGACUAUACUUAACCAUAAUAAUAAUAACCUCUUAAUGCCCCCAAUCUCUCUUUGAUACAAUUUGAUUCUUAAAAUUUCUUCCUAUUGCUUCACCUUAUUACAAUGUCUUAGCAAUUCAUUAUAAGUAUUUUUCUAAAAGUCAUGGUUAUUGUGUAAUGUAUAAAUGUUAUGAAACUAGCUUGGACAUUUUUGUCAUGAAUAAUUUCUAGCUAAUGUUCCUUAGCUGUAUUUAAUUUAGGCAUCUGUUUUUGGUGAAGUGGUUAGAAUUUCAAAUACUGUGUUUACUGGUCAACUUCAAGUGUAAUUAUGAUUUCACUUUAGGACAUGUGGGAUUUAGAAAGGAGCAUUGAAAAUUAUGAAAUUAUGAUUUUUUUUUGGAUGUUAAUCCAUUGCACCAAGCAUGAGCUGUGCCUAGAGAUCAGUGGUAUAACUUUGUUUUGCUUUGUUUCACAAUUUGGUUUAAUAAGAGUGAUUUCAUUUACCUCAAGUGCUAUUUCUUCAUAGUGCUGUGUAAUGCUAAAGCUUUGAUUAUGUGCGUGUGUGGUUUUUUUCUCCAAUAGGCAAUUAUUUCCAGUCAGAGAAGGAAACCAGUGCCUGGCAUUAUCACCAUCUUUCUACCUACCAUGAUCAAGUGCUUGUCAGUUGAAGUACAAGCCAAAUUGCGUUCUGGUUUGGCCAUAAGCUCCUUGGGCCAAUGUGUUGAGGAACUUGCCCUCAACAGUAUUGAUGCUGAAGCAAAAUGUGUGGCUGUCAGGGUGAAUAUGGAAACCUUCCAAGUUCAAGUGAUAGACAAUGGAUUUGGGAUGGGGAGUGAUGAUGUAGAGAAAGUGGGAAAUCGUUAUUUCACCAGUAAAUGCCACUCGGUACAGGACUUGGAGAAUCCAAGGUUUUAUGGUUUCCGAGGAGAGGCCUUGGCCAAUAUUGCUGACAUGGCCAGUGCUGUGGAAAUUUCGUCCAAGAAAAACAGGACAAUGAAAACUUUUGUGAAACUGUUUCAGAGUGGAAAAGCCCUGAAAGCUUGUGAAGCUGAUGUGACUAGAGCAAGCGCUGGGACUACUGUAACAGUGUAUAACCUAUUUUACCAGCUUCCUGUAAGGAGGAAAUGCAUGGACCCUAGACUGGAGUUUGAGAAGGUUAGGCAGAGGAUAGAAGCUGUCUCACUCAUGCACCCUUCCAUUUCUUUCUCUUUGAGAAAUGAUGUUUCUGGUUCCAUGGUUCUUCAGCUCCCUAAAACCAAAGACGUAUGUUCCCGAUUUUGUCAAAUUUAUGGAUUGGGAAAGUCCCAAAAGCUAAGAGAAAUAAGUUUUAAAUAUAAAGAGUUUGAGCUUAGUGGCUAUAUCAGCUCUGAAGCACAUUAUAACAAGAAUAUGCAGUUUUUGUUUGUGAACAAAAGACUAGUUUUAAGGACAAAGCUACAUAAACUCAUUGAUUUUUUAUUAAGGAAAGAAAGUAUUAUAUGCAAGCCAAAGAAUGGUCCCACCAGUAGGCAGAUGAAUUCAAGUCUUCGGCACCGGUCUACCCCAGAACUCUAUGGCAUAUAUGUAAUUAAUGUGCAGUGCCAAUUCUGUGAGUAUGAUGUGUGCAUGGAGCCAGCCAAAACUCUGAUUGAAUUUCAGAACUGGGACACUCUCUUGUUUUGCAUUCAGGAAGGAGUGAAAAUGUUUUUAAAGCAAGAAAAAUUAUUUGUGGAAUUAUCAGGUGAGGAUAUUAAGGAAUUUAGUGAAGAUAAUGGUUUUAGUUUAUUUGAUGCUACUCUUCAGAAGCAUGUGACUUCCGAUGAGAGGAGCAAUUUCCAGGAAGCAUGUAAUAAUAUUUUAGAUUCCUAUGAGAUGUUUAAUUUGCAGUCAAAAGCUGUGAAAAGAAAAACUACUGCAGAAAACAUAAACACACAGAAUUCUAGGGAUUCAGAAGCUAUCAGAAAAAAUACAAAUGAUGCAUUUUUGUACAUUUAUGAAUCAGGUGGUCCAGGCCAUAGCAAAAUGACAGAGCCAUCUUUACAAAACAAAGACAGCUCUUGCUCAGAAUCAAAGAUGUUAGAACAAGAGACAAUUGUAGCAUCAGAAGCUGGAGAAAAUGAGAAACAUAAAAAAUCUUGCCUGGAACAUAGCUCUUUAGAAAAUCCGUGUAGAACCAGUUUAGAAAUGUUUUUAAGCCCUUUUCAGACACCAUGUCACUUUGAGGACAGUGGGGAGGAUCUAGAAAUAUGGAAAGAAAGUACUACUGUUAAUGGCAUGGCUGCCAACAUCUUGAAAAAUAAUAGAAUUCAGAAUCAACCAAAGAGAUUUAAAGAUGCUACUGAAGUGGGAUGCCAGCCUCUGCCUUUUGCAACAACAUUAUUGGGAGUACAUAGUGCUCAGACAGAGAAAGAGAAAAAAAAAGAAUCUAGCAAUUGUGGAAGAAGAGAUGCUUUUAGUUAUGGGCGAGUUAAAUUAUGUUCCACUGGCUUUAUAACUCAUGUAGUACAAAAUGAAAAAACUAAAUCAACUGAAACAGAACAUUCAUUUCAAAAUUAUGUUAGACCUGGUCCCACACGUGCCCAAGAAACAUUUGGAAAUAGAACACGUCAUUCAGUUGAAACUCCAGACAUCAAAGAUUUAGCCAGCACUUUAAGUAAAGAAUCUGGUCAAUUGCCCAACAAAAAAAAUUGCAGAACGAAUAUAAGUUAUGGGCUAGAGAAUGAACCUACAGCAACUUAUACAAUGUUUUCUGCUUUUCAGGAAGGUAGCAAAAAAUCACAAACGGAUUGCAUAUUAUCUGAUACAUCCCCCUCUUUCCCCUGGUAUAGACACGUUUCCAAUGAUAGUAGGAAAACAGAUAAAUUAAUUGGUUUCUCCAAACCAAUCGUCCGUAAGAAGCUAAGCUUGAGUUCACAGCUAGGAUCUUUAGAGAAGUUUAAGAGGCAAUAUGGGAAGGUUGAAAAUCCUCUGGAUACAGAAGUAGAGGAAAGUAAUGGAGUCACUACCAAUCUCAGUCUUCAAGUUGAACCUGACAUUCUGCUGAAGGACAAGAACCGCUUAGACAACUCUGAUGUUUGUAAAAUCACUACUAUGGAGCAUACUGAUUCAGAUAGUAGUUGUCAACCAGCAAGCCACAUCCUUGACUCAGAGAAGUUUCCAUUCUCCAAGGAUGAAGAUUGUUUAGAACAACAGAUGCCUAGUUUGAGAGAAAGCCCUAUGACCCUGAAGGAGUUAUCUCUCUUUAAUAGAAAACCUUUGGACCUUGAGAAGUCAUCUGAAUCACUAGCCUCUAAAUUAUCCAGACUGAAGGGUUCCGAAAGAGAAACUCAAACAAUGGGGAUGAUGAGUCAUUUUAAUGAACUUCCAAAUUCAGAUUCCAGUAGGAAAGACAGCAAGUUGUGCAGUGUGUUAACACAAGAUUUUUGUAUGUUAUUUAAAAACAAGCAUGAAAGAACAGAGAAUGGUGUCAUCCCAACAUCAGAUUCUGCCACACAGGAUAAUUCCUUUAAUAAAAAUAGUAAAACACAUUCUAACAGCAAUACAACAGAGAACUGUGUGAUAUCAGAAACUCCUUUGGUAUUGCCCUAUAAUAAUUCUAAAGUUACCGGUAAAGAUUCAGAUGUUCUUAUCAGAGCGUCAGAACAACAGAUAGGAAGUCUUGACUCUCCCAGUGGAAUGUUAAUGAAUCCGGUAGAAGAUGCCACAGGUGACCAAAAUGGAAUUUGUUUUCAAAGUGAGGAAUCUAAAGCAAGAGCUUGUUCUGAAACUGAAGAGUCAAACACGUGUUGUUCAGAUUGGCAGCGGCAUUUCGAUGUAGCCCUGGGAAGAAUGGUUUAUGUCAACAAAAUGACUGGACUCAGCACAUUCAUUGCCCCAACUGAGGACAUUCAGGCUGCUUGUACUAAAGACCUGACAACUGUGGCUGUGGAUGUUGUACUUGAGAAUGAUACUGUGGAUGAUACUGUUAGUAGCGAAUCGCUUCAGUCUUUGUUCUCAGAAUGGGACAAUCCAGUAUUUGCCCGUUAUCCAGAGGUUGCUGUUGAUGUAAGCAGUGGCCAGGCUGAGAGCUUAGCAGUUAAAAUUCACAACAUCUUGUAUCCCUAUCGUUUCACCAAAGGAAUGAUUCAUUCAAUGCAGGUUCUCCAGCAAGUAGAUAACAAGUUUAUUGCCUGUUUGAUGAGCACUAAGACUGAAGAGAAUGGCGAGGCAGGUGGGAACCUGCUCGUGCUGGUGGAUCAGCACGCUGCCCAUGAGCGUAUACGUCUGGAGCAGCUUAUCAUUGAUUCCUACGAGAAGCAACAGGCACAAGGCUCUGGUCGGAAAAAAUUACUGUCUUCUACUCUAAUUCCUCCACUAGAGAUAACAGUGACAGAGGAACAAAGGAGACUCUUAUGGUGUUACCACAAAAAUCUGGAAGAUCUGGGCCUUGAAUUUGUAUUUCCAGACACUAGUGAUUCUCUGGUCCUUGUGGGAAAAGUACCACUAUGUUUUGUGGAAAGAGAAGCCAAUGAACUUCGGAGAGGAAGAUCUACUGUGACCAAGAGUAUUGUGGAGGAAUUUAUCCGAGAACAACUGGAGCUACUCCAGACCACCGGAGGCAUCCAAGGGACAUUGCCACUGACUGUCCAGAAGGUGUUGGCAUCCCAAGCCUGUCAUGGGGCCAUUAAGUUUAAUGAUGGCCUGAGCUUACAGGAAAGUUGCCGCCUUAUUGAAGCUCUGUCCUCAUGCCAGCUGCCAUUCCAGUGUGCUCACGGGAGACCUUCUAUGCUGCCGUUAGCUGACAUAGACCACUUGGAGCAGGAAAAACAGAUUAAACCCAAUCUCACUAAACUUCGCAAAAUGGCCCAGGCCUGGCGUCUCUUUGGAAAAGCGGAGUGUGAUACAAGGCAGAGCCUGCAGCAAUCCAUGCCUCCCUGUGAGCCACCAUGAGAACAGAAUCACUGGUCUAAAAGGAACAAAGGGAUGUUCACUGUAUGCCUCUGAGCAGAGAGCAGCAGCAGCAGGUACCAGCACGGCCCUGACUGAAUCAGCCCAGUGUCCCUGAGCAGCUUAGACAGCAGGGCUCUCUGUAUCAGUCUUUCUUGAGCAGAUGAUUCCUCUAGUUGAGUAGCCAGAUGAAAUUCAAGCCUAAAGACAAUUCAUUCAUUUGCAUCCAUGGGCACAGAAGGUUGCUAUAUAGUAUCUACCUUUUGCUACUUAUUUAAUGAUAAAAUUUAAUGACAGUUUGA
Gorilla gorilla gorilla (western lowland gorilla) is the source of this 6280-nucleotide messenger RNA. RefSeq names its product mutL homolog 3 (gene MLH3). Lineage: Eukaryota; Metazoa; Chordata; Mammalia; Primates; Hominidae. Gene Ontology annotation, molecular function: ATP-dependent DNA damage sensor activity; mismatched DNA binding; ATP hydrolysis activity. The record is from RefSeq and is a predicted model, not a curated record. Bases 1719 to 5981 code for a protein of 1420 amino acids. The transcript has 11 exons. Gene Ontology annotation, cellular component: mismatch repair complex. Gene Ontology annotation, biological process: mismatch repair.